This is a messenger RNA of Helicoverpa zea (corn earworm), 1475 nucleotides long. RefSeq names its product ejaculatory bulb-specific protein 3-like. The transcript is spliced from 4 exons. The coding region runs from base 1003 to 1371 and encodes 122 amino acids. The record is from RefSeq and is a predicted model, not a curated record. NCBI's taxonomy places the organism in Eukaryota, Metazoa, Arthropoda, Insecta, Lepidoptera, Noctuidae.
GUCAAAAUAUCAAUAAUGUAAUUCAGAUCUAUUCUUCAAGUAAGAUCAUUUUUCCGUACUCGGUAAACAUUGUGCAAUUUUCUAAAUGUACACCUAUCUAUAAAUGUAAACUAGCUAAAAUAAUUGCCGUCACCAUAGAAUCCAUGAUCCAAAAUCACAGAUGAACUGUCUUGUCAACAAAGGCUUGAUCUCCAUGCUGCAAAGGUAACAAUUUAUAACAGGAUAAGGUAAAACAGUGACUAGAUGAUUUUUGCAGUCCAGUCAUCUGGUAUACGUACUUUGACCUAUAACAUUACCUUCGAUAUAUCGAUCUCGAUAACCAUCCUUUGUAAUAGGGCCAUAAUUCUUCAUGGCCCAUUCAACUAAAUGGUCUGCCAUUAAUGUAUUUAUUUCCGAUAUUUUACAUCGAUUUUAUCUCCAUGUAUUUAUAGGUACCAAUGUCGAACUAGCUUGGGCUGCCACGCAGCGUCGAACGUAGCGUAAAAGAAUUUCAGGGCCUUUAUUUUUGCAUAACCGUAGGUUUUUCUAAUAUGAAAAUUACGUUACUAACUAAUUACUUAUCAGAAUCAGUCAAGCCGCUAAGCAUAUAACAAUUGUAUCGAGCAGACAGACUUAGACGGUUACCACCGGGGUAAUAGGUUGCCGGGUUGUGGAGGUCAGAUAGGCAAUCGCUCCUUGUAAAACACUGGUACUCAACUGCAACAGGUUAAACUGAAAGCCGACCUAUGUUGGGAAAAGGCUCGGGUGAUGAGAUAGACUUAGGCGGAGAGUACGUUUACUUCAGUUUCAACAAAAAAAACAGUACCUACAACCACAUUUUUUUUACAUAAUUAUGUUCUAAUGAGGUUACACUGAACAAUAGUGUUUCAUAUUUUUGGAAAUUAUAAUAAUUGUAUAUAUCCGUGCGUUGCAGUAUAAAAUAUGUUGAAUGGUCCCAUAGGCAUAGAGUACUUUGGUGGUUUUUAGAACAAGAGUAACAGAAGAAUUUUUGAAGGAAUCAACAUGAAUGUCCUGUUGGUAGCAGUUCUCGCACUAGUGGCGCCCUCUGCACUGGGGUACGACGAAAAGUACGACAAACUAGAUGUGGAUAAGAUCAUUGGCGAUGAUGCGCUCUUCACAGCUUAUAUUGACUGCAUGCUGGAUAAUGGACCCUGCACUGUGGAGCAUUCGGAGGAUUUUAAAAAACUUCUUCCCGAGGUAAUCCAAACAGCGUGUGCUAAAUGCUCAGGAAUACAGAGGACGAAUGUCAGGAAGACUGUCAAAGCCUUGAGUGACAAGAAACCUGAUGACUUCGCGAAAUUCCGCGCCAAGUUCGAUCCUAAAGGAGAAUAUGAGAAGGAUUUCUCUGCUUUCAUGCUUGGAACAGAUUAAACGAUACGUCUGGCACUCAUUUGUUUUCGACAAUCAAUGGCUUUAUUCAAAUUGGAACCGAUCUAAAUUAUGUGGAGCAUUACAAUAAAUAAAUAUAUUGCAAA